UCAGAAAUGUGAAUCGCUAAUUGUUGUCUGUCAUCUGUCUCAACCAGAAUGAUGAAACUGAAUGUUUUCCUUCUGCUGCUCCUGCUGACGAUGAGCUCAGCUUCCACUCACAAAAAUGUGGCCUUGCAUGGAAAAGCUACUCAGUCAAAUCGUUUUGAGCACGAUAUGUCAAGUGCCUCAAACGCAAUUGAUGGAAACCGUGAUUCUGAAUUCUCACACGGAUCGUGCACACAUACUGCAGAAGAGACCAACCCCUGGUGGAGAGUGGACUUGCUGGAGCCCUACAUCAUCACCUCCAUCACCGUCACCAACAGAGGAGACUGCUGUUCAGAAAGGCUCAACGGGCUGACCAUCCACAUAGGCAACUCUUUGACCAACAACGGCUUGGAUAACCCAAAGGUUGGUACAGUUGCUGUUGCUGGUCGAGGAGAAUCAGUCACUGUGACUUUCACUGACCGUGUUGAGGGACGUUAUGUGAUUUUGACUUUACCUGGUUCCCAAAAAGUCCUUACACUCUGUGAAGUGUAAGUCUACGGGUACCAUGCCCCAACUGAUGAGAAUCUUGCACUCCAUGGAAAAGCCACACAGUCAACAGUAUAUUUAUCUGGCAUAGCAUAUAAUGCCAUAGAUGGGAAUCGUGAAGGCAACUGGGACAUGGGCUCCUGCACUCACACGGACAAGAUCAUGAGUCCCUGGUGGCGACUGGAUCUAGGUAAAACACAUAAAGUGUUUACUGUCAAGGUAGCCAACAGAAACACUUUCUCAGAACGACUCAAUGGAGCAGAAAUCCGCAUUGGAAAUUCUCUUGUCGACAACGGCAACAACAACCCCAGGUGUGCUGUGAUCACAAGUAUUCCAGGAGGUGCUGUCACGGAGUUCAAUUGCAACGGAAUGGACGGCCGCUACGUUAAUAUCGUCAUACCUGGCAGAGCAGAGCACCUUACUCUGUGUGAGGUUGAGGUGUACGGCUCAAGGCUGGGUUAG
Acanthochromis polyacanthus (spiny chromis) is the source of this 984-nucleotide messenger RNA. Its product is annotated as fucolectin-3-like. The record is from RefSeq and is a predicted model, not a curated record. NCBI's taxonomy places the organism in Eukaryota, Metazoa, Chordata, Actinopteri, Pomacentridae. The transcript is spliced from 5 exons.